AUGGCGCAUCCCUACUCUACGACCCCGUUCUAUGCGGGCACGCCAUCAUACGCACCGCAACAACCAUAUUAUUCUUCCUUUCCUAAUACACUGCAGCAGUCGAUUCAUACCCCUCCAGGUAUACCGCAGCAGCCUUCACAACCUCCUCCCUCUUACCAGCCGUCGCCCCCCUCAAAUGGGGCAAGAUUCGACGCGAACCCGCAAGUUCGUCCACCGGCGCCUCCGUUUCCCCAAUUUCCUCCCACUACCACAGCGUUGACUGCCGAUUUCUUCAAGCAGUUUGCAGGCGCUGGUCUCCCGGCCGGUCUACCGCCUCCCCCCCUUCCUUCAUUUCCUCCAAUGCCUUUGCCCAACACCGGCUACCCGCAGUUCCCCGUUACGGUAAAUGCUCCUGGUCCUUCGCCCUUCCCUCAACAUAUCGCACCCGGCACUCAGUCUGUGAGCGCAGGAUUUAAUAUGAAUGAUCAAGUGCGUCAUGAUUUAUCGGACUCCUUUUUGGCUUCACAAUCUGGCUCGAGAGGCGGAGGUGAUUCGCAGGCUUCCACCAAACCUGAACCCCAACCAUAUGGUACAUCCCACGCAGGUCAGGGGGGAACUUCUCACACCGCUCAUGCUGCUGCCAGAAGUAUAGAUCUUGACCAGGAUCAGUCGCUUCCAUCCUUUGGGUCGAGAUCCGAUAUUGACUUGCUAUUCGCCAAUGCCCAGAAGGAGGCCAUGCAACGAGCAAAUGAGCUCACGACAGGGACCACGAAAGAGGAUCUAAGUGUUGAUAUAACUACGUAUCAAACUGCAGGCGGGGAUGGAAACGCCUCGCCAUAUGAUCCGUCCCGACCUGCACCAAUUCAUGACUCAACAUCUGGCUCCUUGGGCCUGUCGAGUGAUUCGUCCAAAGCUCAGACUUUGAAACCAUUUGAGAGGAACUAUGACAACAAAUCCCUUACUGAACUCAGGCAGCUGGCAAAAGGCGCCCUUUUAUCCCUUGUCCCUCACAAAAUUCUUUACGCCGAUCUUUUGAAAGAGGGUGUGAAUCCCCAAAUUUUACAAGAGCUCUAUGGCGAACUUGGUCUCAAAACCGAAUCCGAUCAAACAAAACAACCCGAAGGGACUGACUCGCGAGCAUUUCCUCAGAACGACAAUUCUUCAGUACCCUUACAAGAGGCGGACUUGGGGACACACGAACCUCAGACCAGCGCUCAAGAAUACUCGCCCAAAUCGCACGCCCAGUCUCUUCAGGUUCCCUCCACUGGCAGCAUUUCGGGUACAGUGAAUUAUCAGAACGAAACUGUGCCUUCUCCGGCGAUUUUAGACCUGAGAAAGCAGCAAUCCGCACCAAGUCCCAGUCUCGAACGGAAGGAUCGCAUUGCUCAACUGCUAGCUGCCAAAACAGGACGUCCGUCUGCGGCGACACCGCCAACAGCCUCGCCAUCCCAAAAAGAAGAACCCGUUUUGAUUGCAUCAACCAUGAAACCUGUCGAAUCGACUCUCACUGCGUCGGCGUCAUACUCUCCACCCGGGAUUCAGCAACCUUCAUAUACCACUCAACAAUCCCAGAAUAGCCUCACCAAUACGGCUCAAUCAGAGUUGGUGAGGCAAAGAAUGGAACAGUUGAGGCGGGAGACAUUAGUGAAGGCCGAAUCAAAACCAGAGGAAGCGAUCCCGUCAGAUGCGACUAGUUGCUAUACCCAAAGCACGUCUGAUGCACCGAAAGUCUCUUCUCAACCAGGAAACGCCUUCUCUUCAUCGAUAGACUCAGCACAAAGCCAGCCUGCACUUCCCUCCAUGAUUCCUGGGCUGUUUAUGACAUCGACAGGGCCUUCUGGUUUCGACGAGGAAUCAGAACGUGCGCCUGAAGCUACGGGGGACAUGACUGGCGCGUCAGAAAAUGAGCACAUUAAUCACGAUGCAUAUACUCCAUCGAAGCCUAAUAUCACCCUGUCUUCCACAGCGUUGAUGAAACGCCCGUUAACUUUUGACUCCGCAGCGUCGGAUGUGGAACCGGCCUCCAAAAGACCAAAUAUUCAACAACAACAACAACAACCGUUCCCGAAUUUGACUUCCUUCACUCAGCCAGUUGUUGCAGACGAUGAUCAAUCCGAGGGUGAGAUUGUUGAGGAACCGGAAAGUGACGUUAUGGCGAUGGGGUCGGAAUCAGAGUCCAUUCAAGAAGGUUAUGAACCUUCUCGUGGACGUUCCGCGCCAGAAACCUCUCUUGUCCAAAACCAAACGUCUUUCAACGAAUCUCUGACGGCUCCGCCACCGGCAACCGAAUCGGGAAGUGAAGACUUAUACCGGGCUAAACAGACAAAAAUUGAAGAACUGCGUCGGAAAAUUGCCGAAAUGGAACAACGCACCAAGUUAAAGCGCACUAGAAGUCAAGUUGAAUCUCCAGCAUCCUCAAACCCUCCAACGCCCGCAAUCACAAGAGAGGAGCAACCGUUGAGCAGUUCGCCAGUUCAACGGUUCUCUGGUCAAGGCGGUUCAAAUAUAUCGUCCAAUCCACUUCAGAGGCAACCUAUAGGCCCUCGGAACAUCUCCAAGUUGACUCCAGCGCAACUGGCAGAACGAGCGGCGUCUUUGAAAGCCGACCUUUUGAAACAACGUGCACAGCGACAACAAGUAUUACAAGAAGGUUUGCCAGACCUAAACGCAGAAGUGCAGAAGACAGAGUCUCGACUUAAUGAAGCACGAAGCAGACUUGCUCAGGCCAGAACAGAGGUCGAGAAUUACCAGGCAGGAUUAGAACGAUCAAUCAAGACGGAGAACGAACUGGCAGCCGAGGUUGCUCGACUCGAGAAGCAACUGCAAGAGGAUCGUUCGGGCCAGAAACAAUACUCCGAUGAGCUCCAACAGAUCAAACUUGAAAAGUUAGCGGAAGACCAAGAAUCUCGUGCGCGGGAACUUUCUCAGACAGUGCCGCAGCCAUCAGCUCUGACGAGUAACAUGCCAGACUCAUCUUCUGCGGUGGACAACUUUCAACCUUCAGGCCACACUGGAGAUGUUUCCUUGGAUUCAGCCAGCAAACCUCCUUCGUUAAGUGCUGUCGCCUUGGAUUCUACUAUUCCUGUUGGAUCCACCGCUGGAGCCGAGGUUCCUGUCAGCUUAAAUGGUCAAGUUCAUGAAAGCGCGUCGCCUAAUUCGUUUACAUCGGCACUUCGAUCACAGGACCAAGUAGAACGAGAGGAAGAAUUUGAAUUCCCCCCUCGGACUGACUCACUGCAGGCAGACGAAAUGGAAAUCUCGCCUGAGCCGGAAUAUGAACCAGCACAAGGUACCACUUUACCGACGACCAUAGAUUCCAGACGCCAAUCUAAUGACUCUUCCAUGGAUAUGGACAAUGACAGCGAUGGAAGUGCCAGUAUGUCAGAUAGCGGUGAGGAAGGUGAGGUGGAAGAGGACGACUACAAGCCGACUGAUGCGGAUAUCUCUCAGCCUAUGCAGGAGUCGGACGAUGAUUCUGAUGAAUAUGAUCCCGAAGAAGCCCCGGUACAGGACCUAACACCAAACACCGGACUCGAAGACGAAGAUCAAGAUUUUUAUGAGCCUGCAGAAAAUGUAGAUGCGAUCAAGACACCCCCGGUGGAUGGACUCGCCAACGAAUAUGUGGAAGAAAUCCCAGCUGUGCCUGCCGCGUCAGCCGACACCAGACCAGACGACAUUGAAUCCGGUGCUGAACCUGAUACGUCGACGAAAGCCCAGGAUGCACCAAAUGACGAAAAUGCAGAAAACAGGCCCUUUCUUGACGGCACUUCACCACCUCCAACCCAUUAUAUCCCAUACAAGACACCGCUCAGUGCCUUUAAGACCUACCGAUUCCACCCCGAAUUCCACGACAAAGUGAAGAGUGGCUAUCGAUCAUUGACAUACAGCAACAACAUUGACCCCUCUCGCACUCUUUGCCCAACAGAACUAUCCGGCGAAACCUGCAAUGACCCAACAUGUGAAGAACAACAUUUCAGCCAAAUGGGUCUUCCUGAUGAUAAGAUUCUCAUCCAGAUGAGUUCGGCCAGCGAUAUCCAAGAUAAAGAGGCGAGGGAUCAGUUCCUGGUGGGUUUGAAGCAGGUCAUUGCAGACUUGAGGGCGAGAGAAGUCAAGGAAUUCGAAAGCGUGGCGGACGCUCUUUCGGCGUACAGGAGGAAGUUCUUUGCUGAGAAGGAAGAGGAUUCAUGA
Messenger RNA from Rhinocladiella mackenziei CBS 650.93, 4167 nucleotides. RefSeq lists its product as uncharacterized. Gene Ontology annotation, cellular component: nucleus; exosome (RNase complex). The coding region runs from base 1 to 4167 and encodes 1388 amino acids. NCBI's taxonomy places the organism in Eukaryota, Fungi, Ascomycota, Eurotiomycetes, Chaetothyriales, Herpotrichiellaceae. The transcript is spliced from 4 exons. The record is from RefSeq and is a predicted model, not a curated record.